This is a messenger RNA of Phoenix dactylifera (date palm), 1863 nucleotides long. NCBI's taxonomy places the organism in Eukaryota, Viridiplantae, Streptophyta, Magnoliopsida, Arecales, Arecaceae. The record is from RefSeq and is a predicted model, not a curated record.
GUCCCAGAGACUGAUAUUUUACACCUCACGAGUAGUCUCUCCCCCAUGGCCGACCUCCACCACCCUCUCUGAUGUAUAUAAAAUCCUCUUCCCACUUCCAUCACACUUCAAAAUUAAAAACUUUCUUCCUCCAUUCCGAAGCCCCCAAGCUCCCUUCCUAAUAUUUAGUUGUUAAUACUCGAAGAAGCAGACAUAAUGACUUCCUCCGUUCUUCUGAUAUUCCUCUGUUUCCUUCUCUUCCAACCGUUUCACCCUAUCUCCAUGGCAGCACCACCAGCAACAACAAAGACUAAUAAGCCCCUUAUUUUGCCGCUUAGGACCCAAAAGAUGGCUUCUUUAUCACUCCCUGCUCCUCCAAGCAAGCUCCUCUUCCAUCACAAUGUCAGCCUCACCGUCUCUCUCUCCGUCGGCUCGCCGCCCCAGAAUGUCUCCCUGGUUCUCGAUACCGGCAGCGAGCUCCCCUGGCUCCUCUGCGGCUCCAAAACAUUGCCUGCCUACCGUCCCCGCUCCUCCUCCUCCUACUCCCCCAUCCCCUGCUCCUCCCAUACCUGCCGCUCCCAGACCCGCGACCUCCCCAUCCCGGCCUCCUGCGACGCCUCUCGCCUCUGCCACGUCGCCAUCUCCUACGCCGACGCCUCCUCCUCCGAGGGCACCCUCGCCUCCGACCUCUUCUCCCUCGGCGCCUCCCGUCCCCUGCGCACCGCCUUUGGUUGCAUGGCCUCCGCCUACUCCUCCGCCGCAGGCGACCCUGCCGUCGCCGGCAUGCUCGGCAUGAACAGGGGCUCCCUUUCGUUCGUCUCCCAGACCAACACCCGCCGCUUCUCGUACUGCAUCUCCGACCGCGACUCCUCCGGAAUCCUCCUCCUCGGCCACUCCGCCCUCUCCUUCCCACCACUCAACUACACUCCUCUCGUCAAAAUCUCCCUCCCCCUCCCCUACUUCGACCGCGUCGCCUACUCCGUUCAAUUGGAAGGCAUCCGCGUGGGCUCCGUCCUCCUCCCCAUCCCCAAAUCCGUCCUCGUCCCGGACCACACCGGCGCCGGCCAGACCAUGGUGGACUCCGGCACACAGUUCACCUUCCUCCUCGGCGCGGCCUACGACGCCUUAAAAAUCGAAUUUCUUCGGCAGACCAAGGGCGUUCUCACCCCCUUGGGCGAGCCCAGCUUCGUGUUCCAGGGGGCCUUCGACGCCUGCUUCCGGGUGCCGGAGCGGCCGCCGCUACCGCGUCUGCCGGAGGUGGUGCUGCUGUUCCAGGGGGCGGAGGUGGCCGUUUCCGGCGAGCGCCUGCUCUACCGGGCGGCCGGAGAGCGGCGAGGAGGAGAUGGGGUGUGGUGUUUAACGUUCGGCAACUCGGACCUGGUGCCGCUCUCGGCGUACGUUAUAGGGCACCACCACCAGCAGAACGUAUGGGUCGAGUACGACCUGGAAAACGGUCGGGUCGGGUUCGCGCCGGUCCGGUGCGCCCUCGCGAGCCAGAAGCUGGGUGUGGUCCUAUAAUCAUCGGGAUUGACUCUUGAACCUUAUUUCUGGGACGGAUCCUACGCACUGCCGAUUCAUGGGACUCUGUGUGAUUAUCAGCUGACCUUGGCCGUUCGAUUAGUCUGUAAAUCCGCGGUGCUUGGUUGCUGGACGGAGACGUCGGCGCUUUUGGGUUCUGGUGAUGGAAGGGUUAUCCAAUGGUCGAGAUUGGUUGGUAGACUGAACAGGGGGAUCGCAUGGGUAUGUGGGCUAGCUUGUACAUAUCUUGCAAGAGAGUUGGAGGAGAGGAGCGUAUUUUACUCAUGAGUGUGUAUGGGAUACUUAUAGUUGCCACAUGCAGAUACAUAUUAUACUUUAAAUUUUAUAUAUUGCCUUUUGAUUUAA